Ordospora pajunii is the source of this 1365-nucleotide messenger RNA. RefSeq lists its product as uncharacterized. The transcript has a single exon. The record is from RefSeq and is a predicted model, not a curated record. NCBI's taxonomy places the organism in Eukaryota, Fungi, Microsporidia, Ordosporidae. The coding region runs from base 1 to 1365 and encodes 454 amino acids.
AUGAAUUGCUACAUGCUGGCCAUUCUGACGCACACUGCAUGGCAAUUAUGCCAGGUACUGCAUUGCACUUCUCCCGUGCACAUACUGUUGUUCAGAUGCGCCAAUGCAUUCGCAUUCAUAUCGCUUUGCAAACCGACCCAGCUAUCAAACUGCAUUUAUCAAUUCAUAGGAUAUCAAUCCGGCCUGAUUAAUUCAUUAGUGCAAUAUAUCUGCUCAUCAACAGCGUGCUUGUAUCUAUCAUGCAAUAUCAAUUUCAGAAAUACGAAUGCAGCAAAAGACCAUUCUUCGCUGCAUAAACAUAUAUAUUCAGGAAUCGAGGCGACUUCAAUGAAGAUCGUCGGACUACUUGCAGUUUGCAUUGGCGCAAUCAGUGCAAUGACAAUCUCACACGUGAAAGUCAGAUGCGAAUUGAGCAAUAAGCCUUGGCUUGUGUUCAAGGAGGAGCGCAACAUACUUCCAUACAUGCUUACCUCUGAAAAUCUCCCAGCAACAAGAGAAUACCUUAGGGUAACUGGAAUCAUGAGGGCAUAUGUCUUCUCGUGGAACGGAGAGGGAACGGUGUCCCCAUUCGUUGUGGAGGCAGCAGCAGGCACAGUAACGCCAUUCAAUCCAGUCACCAACACUGCAGAUUACAUUCUGUGUGCUGGUGAAUGCCCGUGCCCAAUGCCAGGCACCCAGGGAAAUGCAGGGCAGAUCAUCAAUACCUCUCGGGAAAAGUACCUCGUCCGUGUUGAGUCUGCAAACAGAAGCAGUGUCAACCCAUGCUUUGAAGACAAGCUCCGCAGGUGCGAGGAGGACUCUUCGUGCAGCGAGGCAGAUGCCAAGUGCUAUGAAUUCGCGUCUGUAAAGAAGGAAAAGUGUGCGUUCUCCUCUGGGCACAGAAGGUUCCCGAAUAAGAAGUUUGAGAUCACUUCAAGCCUAAAGAAGUUUGUGUUCGACAUCAAGACGUUCCACAGGAAGGGAGAGACCAUCGUCAAGGUGACAUCAAACAGCAACAAGGAAAAGGUCGAGAGAUUUGUCAUCUCGAAGAACGGAGAAAUCAAGGGAACAGACAACAAGAAGUGCAAGAUUGAUCCUCUGCCAAGGUGCCUGAAGAACCCAAGGAAGCUGUACAGGCUCAAGAAGUGCAUCGAGAGGAUGCUUAACAAUACGGAGGUGUGCAUGUACAUCAACGACAAGUGCGAGAUAUUCAUAGUGGUUCCCAAUGGCAGAGCAUGUGUUGUUUACAAGGUCAUAGUCAAGGGAGAGGGAGAAGGAAGGAAGGAGAAGAUCCGCAUCAGCAAGCAGAUCAGGGGAGACAGGCUCCGUGAGCUGAUUAAGUGUGGGCUCUUUGGUGUUGAAUUUGGUUCAAUCGAUUGCAAUUGA